This is a messenger RNA of Penicillium argentinense, 714 nucleotides long. RefSeq names its product SDR family NAD(P)-dependent oxidoreductase. Gene Ontology annotation, molecular function: oxidoreductase activity. The transcript has 3 exons. The record is from RefSeq and is a predicted model, not a curated record. Lineage: Eukaryota; Fungi; Ascomycota; Eurotiomycetes; Eurotiales; Aspergillaceae. Bases 1 to 714 code for a protein of 237 amino acids.
AUGAACUCCUUCCAAGACAAAGUCUACGUCGUCACAGGCCUAGGCGGCAUCGGCCUAGCCGUCGCAAAACAACUCCACGCCGGCGGCGCCAGGCUCUCACUAGCAGACAUCUCAUCCAAAACGCUAUCAACAGCCCUGCAAGAAAUCACCGGAUCCGAAAACACGCCUACCUCGAGAAUAAUGACAACAGUCGUAGACAUCGGCUCCUCCGCCGCAGUCAACGACUGGAUUGCGAGCACAGUCUCCCACUUCGGUCAGCUCGACGGCGCAGCGAACAUGGCCGGCGCAAUUGGGAAAAAGCACGGGAUCGGCAAGUUCGUUGAUCAGGAAGAUGACGAGUGGGAUAUGCUGGUGCGGGUUAAUCUUUCCGGCAUGAUGUAUUGUUUGCGCGCAGAGUUGCGUGCUAUCAUGGCAGGGUUCCCGUUGCAUGCUGCUUAUUCGACGACGAAGCAUGGGGUUGUUGGGUUGACGAGGUCGGUUGCUAAGGAGGUGGGGCCUGAGAUUAGGGUUAAUGCUGUUGCGCCUGGUUCGAUUCAGACGCCGCUUCUUGAUAGUGCGGCUGUUAUCCAGGGCGGUCCGACUGUCCCUCCGUCUGUGAUCCCGCGCGUUGGGACACCAGAAGAGGUGGCGCAGACUGUCGUUUUUUUGCUUAGUGAUGCGGCUUCAUACACGACUGGGCAGGUGUAUAGUGUUGAUGGAGGUUGGGAUCCGUGA